AUGGCUCAAGCAACAAGUCCGUCCAUGCCCUUAAACGAUGGGCAGCAGAGUGGCCAUCGCAGUCCAUCGAAUUUGAAAUCUGACACCGCCGUUCCUAUAGAUCCCUCAAUCGCGGCAUCAAGCCCCUCAUACCCUCCUCCGUACUCCCCGUAUACUCCCCAGGGCCACGAUAUGGCUCAGUAUCAGGGACACCCCCCUCCACAGAUGUAUGGUCGACCAGAUUGGCCGCCACAUCAGUAUGGACAGCAUCCGCAUGGGAUGCCAGGGGCUUAUAGUUCCCCUGGAACAACGGUGGGUUCUGCGUCUCCAGCUGCGACCGCAGGGCCUCGUCCAGGACAGGUAUAUUCCUUCGUCCCAAUCCCCGGUGCCCAGCAGCACAAGCGCCCCCGCCGUCGAUACGAAGAGAUCGAACGAAUGUACAAAUGUGGUUGGAAUGGAUGUGAGAAGGCAUACGGUACAUUGAAUCACCUCAAUGCACAUGUCACCAUGCAAUCACAUGGUGCAAAGAGAACUCCUGAAGAAUUCAAAGAAAUCCGAAAGGAAUGGAAGGCCCGUAAGAAGGAAGAAGAGAACCAACGCAAGGCUGCUGAGGAGAGAGAGCGUGCUGCCGCACAGGCUAAUCAAGUUGAUGGAAACCCCCCAACUGAUCCUUCACAAUCGGCACAGCCAGCUUCAUAUCCUGCUGGCGUUCGCCCACAGCUACCUCCCAUUGGAUAUCAACCAGCAGACGGUCAGGUUCCUGGCCAGUACGGUGCGUCUGCUGGGCAGGGACUUGUAUAUCCCCCAAGUAAUGGCCAGAUGACCGCGCAAUACCCUCCUGCCAACUAUCCCCAUUCUCCAUAUGGCCAAGGGAACCAGGUAUAUCAACCGCGUGAGUGA
This is a messenger RNA of Paracoccidioides lutzii Pb01, 879 nucleotides long. RefSeq lists its product as hypothetical. The coding region runs from base 1 to 879 and encodes 292 amino acids. The transcript is spliced from 3 exons. The record is from RefSeq and is a predicted model, not a curated record. Gene Ontology annotation, biological process: regulation of DNA-templated transcription.